Molecule: messenger RNA, 6447 nt
Organism: Nilaparvata lugens (brown planthopper)
Lineage: Eukaryota; Metazoa; Arthropoda; Insecta; Hemiptera; Delphacidae
Product: myb-like protein AA
Exons: 8
Coding region: 165-1286 (373 amino acids)
Source: RefSeq, a predicted model, not a curated record
GGAGUGGUGGAGCGGGGGUGGAGUGGAGCGAUCAGAUCCGAGUACAGUGAAUACGAAACGAAAACAGUGGUCUGGUCUGGCAACUAAUUUGGAGCAUUUACCUUUUUUGUCGAGUGCCAAGUGAACAUUCUGUAAUCUACAUUUCUUGCUCCCAUCAUCUGACGAUGGAUCUGGGCCUUGGCCUGGCUGAAACCAUGAAAAACAUUGUGGCCAAAGGCAUUCAGACUGAAAUGGCUUCCUCGUACGCUCCCGGUUCAGGUUAUGUUACCGAAAAAUUAUAUAUGCUUCUGCAAUUGUAUUUACAAAAUAAAGGAUGGAAUCCUUCGGUAGAAUUAUUGCAGUGUUUUACGGAACUGAAAGAAGCAUCAUUAUUGCCAAGUGCAAACUAUUUACAGAUGAUGGCUAGUAGAGUGACUUUGGACAACCAAGGCAGAUUGGUUCUCAGAGAAAAUGGCAAAAUAAUCCUACCUUUUGAGCACUUUGCCAACGCUGUCAUGCUGAAGCACAUGAAUGGACCCCAUGGUCUUCAUCUGGGAAUAGAGGGCACCGUUCGAGCUGUGAUGGACUCUUACACAAUUGGUCGAGAAAACUUUGGGAUGGAAAAAGAGUUCAUAAUUGAGGUGGUGCAGAACUGCCCGAAUCCAGCAUGUCGCUAUUACAAAACGCAGCUCGAGUUGUCGCACAACAAGCCUACCUACAUUCAAGAUCAGCCUGUGGGCGUGUCAGACAGCGGCAGUUCUAGCGACAUCUCCGAGGUGGGACUGAGCAAGCUGUCGGCCUCGGGCUCGCGGCAGCAACAACAGCAGCAACAACAACAGGUGGCGCAACAACACCGCCAGUCGCCGCAGCAGCAGCAACAACAGCAACAACAACAGCAGCAGUCUGCCGCUGCGCAACAACGCAAGGUCGCCGACAUGUUCAAGGCCAACCUCGAGUCACUCGACAACCUCAGCGAUGCCAACAAGGAUCUUCUGGCUGCUCACAAUGGAUCUUGGACCAGUCAUCAUGACAGUCAUGACUCUAAAAGACAUCAGUCAUCAUCAACUGAAGGUAAAGGACAUCUACAAAAUCAAGUUGGACAAGAGAAAAUAGUGAGAGCGUUUGCUGAAAUAAUGAAAAAUAUGUCUCGAAUGAAGUCAUGUGUGAGACCUUCCAUGUGCAAGCCUUAUGGAAAGCAAUCUGAAUCUUUACAAAAAAGUAACUCUUUUGGAUACAAUUCAAUUGGUGCAAUCUCUUCGCUCAUUUUUGCCUCCACCUCAUAUAGCAGUCAGCAGUUGGAAGAAUGAAGACAAGCAUAGAAAAAGUCUUGGUCUAGAGGACCUGUGCGACAGCAUAGUGCAGGUGCCGCAAACGGGCCUCGACCCCAAUAAACGGAGUCUGUCAGUUGCGCAUGCGCAAGCCGCCGGGCUCGAUGCGAAACGUGUUUCGAUGCCGCAGAGCACAAUUGACCCGAAACGCGCAAUGGCGGCUCAGAACGCCAUGAUGGAUGCGAAGCGGGUCUCCAUGUCUCAGACCGCUUUGCCCGACCCCAAGAGGGUCAUGUAGAUUAGCACUUCCUCCCUCCACCCACCCAACGCUCUACAUUUUAACUUCAUAUUUUAUUUAGCCUUUGGAUUGGCAAAUAGCUACGAACUCUGUAUUAUCAUCAUCAUCCAGAAUUAGAUAGUAUCUAAAUUUUUUAGAAUGUACUUGAUAUUUUUCUCCAGUAUUGUAGGUUGUAGGGUUUAAAAUACUUAUGUAAAAUAGGCAAAUAGUUCCUUUUUCCAUGCUAAUUCAAUAACUAAUUAAUUAGUAUUGGUUGUCUUCUCUAUAUUAUGUAGGUGUACCUUCAUACUUAAUAGUUUCUCUUUUCAACAACCAUGAUACUUCUCCUUUCUAUUUUGUAUUCUAUUUAUAGAUUUUCGUUUGUUCCCCUUUUAUUUGAAGUAAAAGGUUACAAGUAAUUUAAUUUGUUCAAUAUGCUGAACAUGAUAUUUCAUCGAUUUAGGGCCUUCUCAAGACUUCUCAAUACCCUAACAAUAUAUCUAGUAAGACAUCAUUGCUAAGUUUUUCUAUAUGCAGCUCAGUAUUAUAGGUUCCCAUGUCUAGGGUACUUUUUAUCCUUAACUGCUGUAUUGUAUGUUUUCAAUAAUCAACACUUUAUAUAUAUGUAUUCCAUGUAUAACCCAAAUAGGUGUCCAGCUUCAGUAGUAUAAUAUGUAUAUUAGGUUAUUUUUGCUAUUUCAUGCAUUUUACUCCAUCUCGUUUUGAAUUUAUUUAGUUUAUCUGUCUGAUGUUUCAACACUUUUUCUGUUCAUGUGUCAUGGUCUUAUCUAUUUCAUUACGUUAUGUUUGGUGUUCUUGUUUAUGUUUUUGUAUUCCAAAGAAGCUGAAUCCAAUUGAUUAUCUAAAAAAUUAUAUUAUUAUUAAACGAAAAUCCUAAUUAAAAGCUGUUAACCCUGUUGUACUUGCAGUAGCAGAAGUCUUCUAGGUGAUUUACAGCAUUUAAUUAGAAUUUUCAUUUAAAAAUAAUUAUUCAUUAAUUAUCAUUUGAACAAAUGCCAUUUCUAAUCAAUUUCCAUAUAUUAAGUAAAAAUUAUAUUGCUUAUUGAUAUUGAAUAAAUUGAAACAAUAAUAUUAGGAGUAAAAUUUAAAUACUUUGGAAGUUUCACUUUUUUAUUUGCCAUCUUCCAUUGAUUUUUUGACAUUGAAAAAUGUAUUAAUAGAUGAAUUAUUACUAAACAAUUAACUUUUUCGAAUAAUUAAUUUUCACUUGAAAUAAAUAAUGAUAAUACUAUUACUUAAUUCGUAACGGGCAGAACCCAUGUCUACAGAAUGUCGAAUGAUUCAAAUAAUGCCAUUAUCUGUAAUUUUACUCAUCAUCAAUAUCAUUCGACAUCGUUCAUUUUUACGUUGAUUAAUAAGCUCUAACAUUGAAGAUUUAAACAUAUUGAAACUGUUAUCAUAUAACUUCCAUCAAGUUCUGGCUUGAGAUCUGAUCCUGGAAAGUAUUUUAUUACAGAACGAAUACAUGUUUCUCUAUCAAUUAAGAAAUAGUUUCAAUAACAUUGACAGAUAGAAUAAUAAGUUUAUAUAAUUUUGAUGUUUACAUUUUCUAUCGAGAAUUCAACAAUUUUUAAUAAAAUACAAUAGCUAUACUUGAACCAAUCUGAAUUAAUCAAAUAAAAAAUAAUCAAUCCAAAUAAUAAUUUAAUCGUUUAAAGUAAAAUCUUCCAUUUUAGUCUUCAUCAAAUGUAAUUUUUGGAUUCAGCUUCUUGUCUCGCUUAACCGAUUUUGUUACUAUUUGAGCUUGAAAUAUUCUCCUUGACUUUAUAGAAAAUACAAGAAGAGUAGUAGUGCAAAUGCCCAAAGUGCGGCAAGUGUGGAUGUUGACAAAAUGGAGGACUGCCUAGUGACUAGUUGAGACUUGGAUGAUGGGUCUGCCACGUCUGAGACUUGUGCAACUGCUGCGUCCAAGACGUCAGCGAUCUCUAGGUUGCAUUCAGGAUCCUUGCCCACGUCUCAUCACAUUCACCAACUUAUAAAAUGAUGUCGAUCAAUAAUUAGUUCAGUCUUUACUCAAAAAUAGAGGUAAGAUUUCACACUGUUUUCAAUGUAAAGGGAUGUGAAUAAAUGAGUUUCUAUUGUUUGAUGUCAUGGGGAAAGUGGAUUUUGCAAAAAUGCUACAUACAUUAAUAUAAAUACGUAUAAUAUUAUGAUAUAAUAACAAAAAAUUGAAUACCGUACGUUUCAUCGUAUUGAACGCGUAUUUACGUGAUACGUUGGAAUGAUAUCUGCUCGAAUGUAAUUGGUAUGCAAAAAUUUGUAUGAAAGUUUAUCAGUGUACGUGUAUCAAAAUUAGGGAUUUACUAUUUCUGAUUUUUGCUCUAUACUCGUGUAUUGUCCCAGUUAACUUUCAGUUGUUAGCUAUGAGAUUUUCUUCAUGAAGAUUGCAUUAAUAGUAUGCCCAUUUUUAAAAACAAAUAUGAACUAGAAGGAAAGCUGACAUUUUAAAAGUACACUGAGAGUAAAGUAUAAUGAAGGAUAAAAUAGCAUUUGAUUCAGGUUUAAAAAAAAACUGAAUGGAAUUUAAAUAUAUGAAUAAUCUCCUAUCACUUGAAUUUAUAAAGUAGUGUUUUCUUGAUAAAAAAAUCUGUUAAACACUUAUAGCCUAUUCAAGAUUGUAGAGCGAUCUUUAAAUAUUUCUCAGUCACUUGAAAUUAUGGAAAUUACUUAGCGUUACUAGAGAUACUCCAAGCAUCAAGUACUUAUUAACAAUCUCAGUACCUUAUCUGAAGGUAUCAAGUAAUGCAGUAAUUAUAAUAAUUACAACACUCACUUUAGUUAAACAACUCUAACCCUAUCCACUAGUCUGUUAUGUUGCUGUCUGUUAUCAUGGCAGUGACAGAAAAUCCUGCAAGAAGCAGUAUGUUCAGCGUAUGAAUUUCAAUCGAUGGCUGGAAGUAAUCUAAUAUGCGAGUGCCCAUGAUAAAUGUCAUGACCAGUCAUGUAUCAUGUUUCAUGUACAUAAUUAAUGUUGAAAUGGACGAAUAAUCCAUUUUCAACAAUCAAAAUUAAUUUGAACAUGAAAUGUAACAUAGUCUUUAUGAAAUGAAGAAAUAGCACGAUGAAGCUGGAGCUAUCCUUUUGACUGAAUUACUCAUAUAUUUUAAAUAUAUGUUUAUUAUUAAGAACAGACUCUCAGUGUUCUCUAUGCUCUUCUGUAACUUAUUCUACUAAUAUAAGUGCAAAUACGUUAGUAGAACACUUCUUAUUUGAUUUAUACAGGUACAAGAAAAGCCCUGAAUAUUAUUUAUCUAAUUAUAGACUAGGUUAAAUGAAUGUUGUAUGUUAUUCUUAUCUGUGGGAGUCGUUGCAAUAGACUGAUGAUGUUCAUUAUUACUAUAGAUGUACUAGUUUCAUAUACAUCACUCGAUUGUGUGGAGACACUUGUAAUAAUCAUUUAGCGUCAUGUUGGAACAUUUUUUAUCUGUAAUCGUAAUUACUUGAGUAGAUAUGAAUUCAAAUGAUGAACACUUUGAGUAUUAAAGCUUUUGACGUAGUUUUGAUGAACGUAAGCUGGGUGUGAGAAUGGUUUUUAUCAUCAGUUAUUCUAUUUUUAAAGCCAUCCCUAUGUCAUCAAUUUUAUAUGAUUUCAUUAAAAUCACUACAAUUUAACAGAAUGCAAUAACCUAAUAAACCAAUGAUUGAUUAUAUUCAUACUUACCAAGAGUUUUAGUUUAAAAAUGUUAUUGAGUUGACAAAAAAUGUCUUUUCGACUUCAUGCCAAUUUGUUUCAAACUUGGUCCCUGGCAAUUUUCUCAAAUAUUAAUCUAAUUUUCUUCCAGACUUGACUAUAGGUUGUAAUUCACAUUGAAAAUGAUUUUCUUUAUAUUCUUGAUCAGUAAUAAUUCAUUGUUGAUAAAUAUAUGUUCUAUUAACGUGACUACUAAUCUGACUACAAGAUAUUGAUUCAUCCCAAUUAGUUUGAUGAAUCGAUGGUUUAAGUAGCUAUACAUUUUUCUAGAGCUUUUUAAUGAGAGGAAACUCUAGAGAUUCUAUCACAUUAGAUUACUUUUCAAAAUGUUAAAUUCGUAACUAACUCCCGAUUGCACGUAUGUCUAUUAAAUUUAACCACCGUCAAAUGAAGUUAUCGCAUUGCCGUCAAAUUUGUUCAUUGGUUGUUCUGGCAUUGCUUCCAUUACUUAACGGCGGUUUAAUUUAGUUGGCUACUAAAAGGUUCAAUUUAGUUGGGUACUAAAAAAUGUGAAAAGUGUGCUCGUCUCCGCAUUUAAUCUAAUUUUCAAACUAAAUUCAAGCUGAUUUGAUUUAUCUUAUCUAUUAGAUAGAGAUUUAUAUUUUAAUUUAGGUAAGAUAUUUUUUGCAAUUUGUGAAGGAUCUAGAUAGAAUACUAUAAGUAUUGUAAAUAAGUUCAUCUAUUAAUAUAUAAUUGUUUAGUAAUUUUUCAUUGCAAAUUUCGUAGUAUUGGAAAUACUAGGUACUUUCAUCGUAACUAAAUUUUAUAAUUCAGUUGGUCAUUUUCAAAAAAUGAUAGCACAAAGUGCGUUUUCGUUAAUUUUGGCACUCUGAACCGAUCAAAAGACGGUUGCAAAAUUUUAUUCGCUAAGGGUUCAUAAAAUUACACAAUGCUUUCAAACGAUUUUCUAUUAGUAAUUAAAUUAGUGGAUUUAGAAUAGCUUUAUGUUAAUCUAUAUUGUUUGUUGAUAGUCUGAUGCGUUGAUUUUUAAAUAUUAUUUAAAUUUUAUUUUAGUUUCACCAUGAAACAAUACAGAUUUUUAUUUUAUUCCAUUCGAUUUCCUCUUACAAGUAUCAAUUAUAUUGUUGAGUUGAAUUAAAUGCUUUAUGUCGUAAUAUGUUGUUGAUAUCCUUAUAUUUGCAAUUUCAUGUUAAACUUGUCUAUUUGUACUCGACUGUGUAGAACUUAUAUAAUAAAACUAAUUAAAAUCA